Eutrema salsugineum is the source of this 1818-nucleotide messenger RNA. RefSeq names its product RING-H2 finger protein ATL3. NCBI's taxonomy places the organism in Eukaryota, Viridiplantae, Streptophyta, Magnoliopsida, Brassicales, Brassicaceae. The transcript has a single exon. The coding region runs from base 682 to 1665 and encodes 327 amino acids. Gene Ontology annotation, biological process: protein ubiquitination. The record is from RefSeq and is a predicted model, not a curated record.
AAAGAAUAAUAAUGUUUCCUGUAUUAGUAAUGGAAAAACAGCGUACCAGAAAAACUGAGUUAAUGGAGAAGGAAGAAAUUAAGAAAGGAUUUUAAUUGUGGAUUAAGUUAAGUAGGAAGAGUAGCUCCCCAAACCCUAAGAGCUUGUGGGCCCCUCUAACUCCUCGAUGUCAUCUCCUUCAAUUGCUUCUUUCUCUUAUCAUCCUCCUUUCUUCACUGCCUUCGUCUUUCUUCCAUGACCAUGGCAGAGAGAGAGUGAAAACAGAGACCUUUCACAGCUUCUCAUUUUGUUUUGCCUCUUGUCUCUUCUAUUUAGCUACUACCUCCAAUAACCCUAAUCAUCUAUCUAACUCUCAGCUCCACCAUUAACACACAACUCCUCUCCAUCCUGAGCUCUGUUUGCUGCAAAAAGUUUUUCUGGGUUUUUUUGUUCUCUUGUUUAUAAUUCGAUUUUUCUUCCAUUUGGGUACCCAACAAAAGAGUCAAAGUGAUUUCUUGCUUUUCCCUUCCAAAGCCCUAAUCUCAAAGACAAAGUCAGACAAAGUCUCAACCUUUUCUAUGUUUUCCUCUGCUCAACUCGCAAUUCCUGCUUUUGGAUUAUCCUUCUCCUUCAGAAAAUCGAGCUGAGUGUGUUGAGUUCCCCUGCUGAUUUCUGAUCUAUCUAACACUCCUUCGCACACCAAUGGACGAUGAUGGAUCUGCUCAUAGCUCAUUGUUGGGAGAUCUAUCAACCGAAGAGGUCACAAGCAAGAUCAUUCUCACAGCAAUCGUUGUUCUGUUCAUGGCUGUUCUCUUGGUCCUUAUCCUCCACCUCUACGCCAAACUCUACUGGUGGCGAAUAGAUCAGCUCCAACAACAGCAGCAACAACAAGAACAAGAACAAGAACUAGAACUAGAUGACCAAUCAUCCAUUGCUCCACCAGUAAUCACUCGCCGCCAACGACGCCGUUUCAUCUUCGUCCCGGGGCAAGACGCUCCAUCCAACACUGGUCUUACCCCUUUUGAGCUCAGUUCUUUACCAGUUGUCUUUUUCAGACAAGAUAGCUGCAAAGAUGGGUUGGAAUGUGCUAUUUGCUUGUCUGAGCUUGUCAAAGGAGACAAAUCGAGGCUGCUUCCAAAGUGUAGACAUAGCUUCCAUGUUGAGUGUAUUGACAUGUGGUUUCAGUCUCACUCAACUUGUCCCAUCUGCAGAAACACGGUUCUUGGUCCUCCUGAGCAAGGUAGCUCAAAGAGGAUUGAACAAGUUCUUGAAAAUGCUGAUGCUGGAAGCACCAAUAUCAACCAUGAUGCGUCCCAAAUUUCAACUUCUGUCUCCAAUUCUUCCCCGGAAUUCCCGACCAAUGUCUUGGUGUGGGGUCGCCAGGAUCAGGUUAGUACCGGAAACACCAAUGUCGGGCCUCAAGAAGAUGCUACUGGUUCUGCUUCACAGAGUCAAGAAGCUGUUGUUCUGGAUAUCAAUGAUUCUACUACAGUUAGAAGCCAAAAUGUACCGUCUUCUUCGUCAUCGAUGAGGUUUAUUGUUGAGGAUGAAGAACCAAAAUCUCCAAUGACAACGAGGCUGAGAUCCUUAAGGAGGUUUCUGAGCAGAGACAAGCGAGUCUCUUGUAGCAAUACUAGCAGUAGUAGUAGUAGCUCCAAUGCUGUUGCUUCUUCUGUUGAUCCUUGAAGAUUUGUGAUUAGAUUAGCUGAGUAAAAAGAUUGCCUGAAGAUGUCACACUGUAUUGGUCUCGGCUCUGAUUGGCUUUGUGUUUGAGAGCUUUCUUUGUCCUCUUUAAGUGAAAUAUCAUUUCUAUAUAUUCCAAGGGUUUUUUAAAUUCAA